Sclerotinia trifoliorum is the source of this 2914-nucleotide messenger RNA. Lineage: Eukaryota; Fungi; Ascomycota; Leotiomycetes; Helotiales; Sclerotiniaceae. The record is from the annotation of a GenBank genome assembly.
AUUGCCCACUAUCUGGUGAUCCUAACAGAAGGUUGCACCUUUCUCCAGCAAAAUGAUUGCUCGCUCUCUCUGGGUUCAUGCCCCUAGUUAUGCUGCUCGACUUGUAUUUGUAGGACAAGCUUUUCCUUUUCAGAGAUCACAUGUACAUAUACAUACAUACCUAGUACAUACAUGGCAGAUCUUAUUGUAUAAAACGCUCAAAAUGGGGAAGAGUUGAGAGUUGGAAACUUGGAAACUUAUAUACUAGGUACGAUCACCCUUCACUCACUUAAAUAUCCGUACAAUAAUAAAUAUGCCUCCUUUACGGCGGAUACAACUUCCUAGCCCCAUCAUUCGUUUCUGAUAUCCACACAGUACAUGGACAUUGAACGGCUGAAUAACCCGGUCAUUUUUACCUCUUACCUCUUCUUCCUUGUCCUAACUGUUGGUUCAAUCCAUAUUAAAAAUCCAUUGACUCAUCCAUAUCUCAUCCUCAUCGUUCGAGAACAUUUAGUCCGUACAUAUGAAUCCAAACUAAUCCUCAUUGACCUUCUAAUACCUUGUCUUUGCCCUGCCAAGCUACAGUAACAUACCGUUGUUCACACAUAACCCUCGUGCCCCAUUGGUCUCACUUUACCACUGUCUCGGGUCCUUUCUGAGAUCGGCUCGUCCAAAAAGAGGUAUGUGUGCCGCGUUUACUCGUUACUGUAUGCUUUGUUAAUCAUUCUAUCCUCAUGCAAAAGGUCGGCUGGAUAUACACACCACCAUUGUACCAAUGUAUGCUUCGUUUUCUGUACUUCCUCAUCUUAGAGUACAAGUUAUGAUACUUGGCAUGAUUUCUCUAGACAAAAUGUAUAUAUCCACACGUAACGGAGCUGAUACUUUCAUUUCAUAGUAUGAUAUCCUCUUGAGCAUGUAGUACAGAGCUCGUUCUUGAACCUUCCACUUCCCUUCACCCACCUCAUCACCAACCAUCUUUUCAUGGUCAAGGAUAGGGUUGGUGGUGUUGUGUCCCUAUUACAUCUUCCAACAUGUCAUCAAGUCAACCAAACAUAGAAAAUAUUGAUCAAUUUGAUGCUCAUCGAAAAAUUUCACUCUGUGUGGAAUCGGGUUCAACAUCUCAAAACCCAGAAAUCAAACUUGAUCAACAUGGAUUACCAUUGGUACCUCAACCCAGCCACUUUAAAGAUGAUCCAUUGGUAUGUUGUUUUUUAAAUCAUUAUCCGAUAUUGCCGAAAUAUCUCAAAUUGUCAAAUACAUCCUUUCAUCUCAUUCAAAUUUCAUCGCUUCGAUGAAUCAACACAACGCUGAUAAUCUACAUACAGAAUUGGCCAACAUGGCUCAAAUGGGCAGUUCUCAUUCAAGUUGGCUAUAUGGCAGCCUUAGGACCAUACAAUGCUGCCCUCAUUAAUCCAAGUUUAGUUCUCCUAAGUAAGACGCUUGAUAUCAGUCCUCAAGUAGCCGCAUACAGUACAACUACAGCAAUUAUCACGGGAGGUGUUUCACCAUUCAUUUAUGCACCUCUUACAAAUAUCUAUGGUCGUAGACCUAUCACUCUAUUCGCAAUCAUCUUGACUAUCAUUGGAGGAGUAACAUCAGCUUGCUCAACUACAUUUGCCCAACUAGUUGGUACAAGGGCACUUUGUGGGGCUGGCUUUGGUGGGAUGAUGUCAGUUGGAACUGCUUGUGUGAAUGAUAUGUUUUUUCUUCAUCAAAGAGGUGAAGCUACUGGUGUAUAUUCUGUUUUUAUCACAAAUGGUGCUCAUGUAGCUGCUAUCAGUAGGUUAACUCUUCCAAGUUAAGUUUCAUAUGAACAAGUAAUUAACCCAAUCAAUAUAGUUGGUGGUUAUCUUGGUUCAUCCUUAGGUUGGCAAUGGGAUUACUGGAUUGGAGCCAUCAGUACAUCUAUUUCACUCCUCCUUGCCAUUUUUCUCUUCCCCGAAACACUCUUCUCUCGAGAUCCAUCUUAUCUCUCUACACGUACCAAAACUCGCACAUACUAUGAACUUCUCUUUGAUUUUCGAGGAAACACUCUCCCUAAUCGUUCACUCCACUUUUCCCAUUUCUUCCAAUCCUUCUAUAUGCUCCGCUACCCUUCUAUCUUCUUUCCUUUUUGGUACUACACAUGGGCAUGGACUUUUAUUAAUGUCAUGCCGGCUAUCACCAUCGCAACCAUAUACACAGGAUUUUACCAUUUAAAAUCCGGUCCUAUCGGUCUCUGUCUAGGUGUUUCUCUCAUGAUUGGUAGUUUUCUUGGAGAACUCAGCGCGGGAAAAGCAAGUGAUUAUGUUAUGUAUCGUAUGGCGAAGAAAAAUGGAAAUUUAAGGAAACCAGAAUAUAGACUUUAUCUUUGUUGUUUAUCAGCGGUAUUUAUGCCGGUUGGAUUAAUUAUUUUUGGGGCUACGGUGGGAAAAGUUCAUUAUAUAAUUCCUCUUAUUGGAUUGUCUAUUGGUAUGUUUGUUCGUUUACUUAUUUAUAUCCUAUCAUUUUCUCCCCCUAUUCAGUCUCGCCAUUUCCAAUUCUACAAACCCCCUUCCACUCUCCCUCUUACCUUCCACACCAAAACCCAAACCCCCACUAAUAUCCUCCCCUCCCCACCAUAGGUGUCUUCGGUCUCCAAAUCGCCUCCACAACCCUCUACGCCUACGUCUCCGACUGCUACAAACCCCAAACAGCCGAAACAGGCGUCCUUUUUAAUCUUUCCCGCGGUCUCUCAUUCGUCGUUGGUUAUUUUGCUUUGCCGUUUGCGGAUGAAGUCGGGUUUAUGUGGGCGUGGUUUACUUUUGCGAUGACGCUUUUGGUGUUUUUCCCGGUUGGGGCGUUGAUUUGGUGGGGGAGGUGGAGGGGAGGGGUGUGGAGGGGAGGGGUGUGCCGGGGUUUCAUAGGUGGUUGUAGGUGGUUGUAGGGGGUUUGGGGGUUUGGGGGAUGGGGAUGG